UCCCCCUCUACAUGUCUGAGGUUUACAUCCCUCCUCUCAGUGUGAUUCACGAGUUUCGGAAAGGAAAACGUGGGUCGCACUUUAACACGGCAUUGUGCAGCAGUAUAUAUUGACCGGAGUCAGUCUGAAGAUAGCCCUUGGGAGUUUAGUGAUUGCUGCUCAAUGCAGAACCGUGGAAAAAAGAUUUACCCAAAAUCGGAGCAUGAACUACAGCUCGAAUAUUACAACCGUGGGAAUGCUGUUACAGCUGAAGAGUUGAACCAGUAUCCAAGGGAGACCACUGCUGCUCUUUCCGGAGAAUAUUCUUAAGAACCAGAUACUUGGUAUUCUCUGUUAAUUGGUUCUAACGGUUCCAUAAAUCCUGCCAAUCGUGUGUGAUGCUAGAGAGUUCUGCUGCUGUUUACAAACCCACGGCACUGUUACAGACAUAAACGUCUGCAGACAUCAUGGGAGGGAUCGCUGGGAGUGACAUCACGUUCAGAUGAAAGAUACUUGGAACAUUUGGGAAUAACACGUUUUCUUUGACUGGUUAAGUAAAUAUUCAACAUUUAAAUAUUACAAAGAUGUCCACCACCGGUGUGAUAGUGACUGUGUAUAUGUGCAUCAUUGUUGGAACAGUGGAGUUCUCCGGCGUCACCUUGGCUGCCAAGUUCCCGGAUGUAGACGCUCCCCAACUCAACAUCACCUACUACAUCGGGAACGACGCCGAACUGUACUGCACUGUCGCCAACCUGGGCCGGAACACGGUGACUUGGCGGCGGCUGUCGGAUCCGGUCCCUAUCUCAGUGGGAACCGCCAAGUUUACCCCGUCCAAGAAAUACCGGGUUGCUCAUGAACCUGCGACCCAGAGGUGGACACUGUACAUCAAGAAACUGGACACGUCGGACGCCGGGGAGUACGAGUGUCGUGUCACUGGACACGAUGAACUGUCGCAGACCAUCACGCUCAUUAUGCCAGGAAACGGCGGCACCCACAUCGAGGCUACAGAGAGUAUCCUGAAAGUAGACGUUGGAGAGACGGUACUCAUGCCGUGCAAUGUUAAAAACCUGAAGAAACACAAGGUGUUGUGGGUAGGAGAGAGGGGUGGGGUGUUGGCGUACAGGAAGAAGGUCCUCUCCAGUGACAGCCGUCUCCGCAUCCAUCACACUACGCGGGAAGAAUGGAGUCUCCGCAUCAGGAACGUCAAGGACAGCGACUUCGGCACAUAUACAUGCAUCGUCAACACCAACCCAGUCCUCACUCGCACCUUCACACUAAGAAGCAAAGGUCCUCAAAAGCAAGCUCCCGUACUCGUUACCAAUAACCACGUCAGUACGGUGAAUGUCAAGGAAGGAAGCCCCGCGACCUUGGCCUGUAACUUCAGGGGUCACCCUUCCCCCAAGAUCAGCUGGAGUGCACGUGUAAUGGUCGGGGGCAAGAGGGUCAAGAAAAAUCUGGGAGUGCUUGGUACGACGUAUAAGAUUCCCAGUGCCAGACCGGAGGACGGCGGCAACUACACAUGCACAGGCAGGAACGGCGUCUACCCCACCGGCAGAGGCAGGGUCAAGCUGGUCGUGGAAGCAAACCCCACGACCCCUGCCCCGCGGACAACACCAGCCACGCCCACUGGUCCGGCGAGACCAAUCGUCUACAUUGAGGACGAACAGGUAAUGACGAGCAAAGGAAGCAUUGCCUAUCUCGUGUGUCACAGCGUGGGUAACCCAGCCCCCCAGAUGCAUUGGACACGCCACAGAAACAAGCUGUCUAACAGUUUCAAACACCGGACAAGCAACACCAGUAACGGUCUCUAUCGUCAAAGGUCCGAGCUGCGGAUCAUGCAUCUGGAGAGCAAUGACUAUGGGGAAUAUGAAUGUUUUGCCCACAACAACAGAGGAAACGUGAAUACAAGUGUUAGACUCGUUGAACCUUCAAAAUAAGUGCCAGUUCUGGCAGGAUGUCGAGACAGUGACAACGAAUCUGAAUCACUGGAGGUUAUUACCAUAAAGCUGUACAAAGACGUUCUCUCUGAAGACAAACCAAUCAGGUCGAUGCCCAGGGUGGACAAAACGUGUUCUAAGAGAUACUUGGGCAGGGCCAGUCGAUGUGUAGAUGACUAUGAAACCUACUGUUCGUGGACGCCGAGUGGCCCAUAUGCUCCACGGUUUCCAUUUAUUGUGUGUUUAUUAUUUAAAGUUUUGAGAGAAAUAUUCUCGCCCAUGACAUGUCUCACGUCUUCUGUGAGACACUUUGAUGUUGUCAGAAACGCCACCUCAGCGUGUUGUUCGUAACAUACCAGCCUCUUUUUGUAUCCGAGAAUUUAAUAAAAGAAAGUAAAAAACA
Haliotis rufescens (red abalone) is the source of this 2319-nucleotide messenger RNA. Its product is annotated as basement membrane-specific heparan sulfate proteoglycan core protein-like. The coding region runs from base 564 to 1916 and encodes 450 amino acids. NCBI's taxonomy places the organism in Eukaryota, Metazoa, Mollusca, Gastropoda, Lepetellida, Haliotidae. The transcript has 10 exons. The record is from RefSeq and is a predicted model, not a curated record. Gene Ontology annotation, cellular component: neuron projection.